Mytilus trossulus (common blue mussel) is the source of this 705-nucleotide messenger RNA. Its product is annotated as ectin-like. Lineage: Eukaryota; Metazoa; Mollusca; Bivalvia; Mytilida; Mytilidae. The transcript is spliced from 3 exons. The record is from RefSeq and is a predicted model, not a curated record. The coding region runs from base 1 to 540 and encodes 179 amino acids.
AUGAGUAACAUACACAUUUUAUUAGUCUCUAAAGAAGCUAUUCUGUCGGCAAGAAACUUGAAAAACCAAAACCUUGGUGUUCUACCAGAACCAACACCUUUCCGUUUAGCACAAGCACCUUGCCUUUGUCUUGUCACAGCCUAUAAAUUAUUCAUUUAUUUUGAAAAUACCUGUUUAUAUACAUUCCAAUUAUUUCCAGAUGGUGAUGGAUGGACAGUUUGGACAGAAUGGAGUGACUGUAGUGCCGACUGUGGAAAGACCGGCAACUCAUCAAGGAGAAGAACGUGUAUAGAACCUAUUCCACAUCAAGGUGGUGCUGACUGUGAACGUUGGAGCCAAGAAGACGUACCUUGCCAAGGAAGUUGUCAUGGAGUAAGCGGUAACUGGAGCGAGUGGACAAUUUGGUCUCAGUGCAGCGUCCAAUGUGGACAAGGGAAUCAAACUAGAACACGGAAUUGUACAAACUCGACCGGAAGUGACUGUCAAGGAGAGAGCAUGGAACAACAAACAUGCACAUUGGACGAAUGUCAAGGUAUCUAAAAUUAAUAAAAUCUAAUAAUAUUUAUCGUUUAAAUAUCUUAAUGGAGUAAACGUAUAGGACUAUUAUCGAGUUAUUUAAGAUUUUGCUAUGUAGGUUUUGAUUUCCGAAUCGAUCAUGACUAUGAUACAAGAUUAUAGUAUUAUACAAGAAUUGUUUUGUCAAAU